This is a messenger RNA of Neolamprologus brichardi, 4214 nucleotides long. It is a transcript of the gene cacnb3a, whose product is annotated as calcium voltage-gated channel auxiliary subunit beta 3a. Gene Ontology annotation, molecular function: voltage-gated calcium channel activity; protein binding. Lineage: Eukaryota; Metazoa; Chordata; Actinopteri; Cichliformes; Cichlidae. Gene Ontology annotation, biological process: calcium ion transmembrane transport. Gene Ontology annotation, cellular component: voltage-gated calcium channel complex. The record is from RefSeq and is a predicted model, not a curated record.
GGUUCGCUCGUGCGCUGAUGCUUCAGCGUUAACGGUUUAUUUUAGCUUCAGUAUUUUCCCCCACUCCCUUUACGUUUCUCCGCCACAGACUUUUUUGUUUUUAUUCGGGAGUAUGAGCUAGCCUUCCCGUCAGCUGAGUUUGGAUAUUAGUGUCCGUUUUCCCCCCCCUCGCCGCUUCUUCGCUCUCUUCACUGUAUCUGAUGCUUCUUGUUUCCUCCAGUAACCCAUGUCUAUGUGCAUCCCGCCUCCCUGCGCUCUCAAUAUAUGGUGCAAGUCAAAAUGUCCAAAUCGCCCGUAGACCCUCUGUCUGCCGUGGAAACCGGCUCCCAGUCGCACUAUUUCCAGCUGCCCAGGAAGUUGCCUAAGCGCAAGAGCCGCUUCAAACGCUCAGAUGGCAGCACAUCCUCCGACACUACGUCCAGCUUCAUCAAACGACAGGGGUCAGCUGAUUCGUACACCAGUAGACCAUCUGAUUCAGACCUGUCAGCAGAGGAGGACCGCGAGGCGUAUCGGCGUGAAGCCGAGCGCCAGGCACAACAGCAGCUCGACAGAGCUAAGUCCAAACCUGUAGCGUUUGCAGUAAAGACGAAUGUGAGUUACUGUGGAGCUCUGGAUGAGGACUGUCCAGUCCAAGGAGCUGCAGUCAACUUCGAUGCCAAAGACUUCCUGCACAUCAAAGAAAAGUACAAUAAUGACUGGUGGAUCGGCCGGCUAGUAAAAGAAGGAGCAGACAUCACCUUCAUCCCCAGCCCUCUACGACUGGAGGCAAUGCGACUGAAACAGGAGCAGAAACAGAGGAAAACAGGAGGUAACUCCUCAAGUUUAGGAGACAUGGUGACAGGGGGCUGGAGGACGACGCCGCCAUCUGCAGGUGAAUCUAAACAGAAGCAAAAACAGGAACAUGUCCCUCCCUAUGAUGUGGUGCCCUCUAUGAGGCCGGUGGUUCUCGUGGGACCAUCGCUGAAGGGCUAUGAGGUGACAGAUAUGAUGCAGAAAGCUCUCUUUGACUUCCUGAAACACAGAUUUGAGGGAAGAAUCUCAAUCACCCGUGUAACUGCCGACCUUUCCUUAGCCAAGAGAUCUGUCCUUAACAAAAGACCCAUAAUGGAGAGAUCCAACACUCGCUCGAGCUUAGCUGAGGUUCAGAGUGAGAUUGAAAGGAUAUUUGAACUCGCCAAAACCCUGCAACUGGUUGUUCUGGACGCAGACACCAUCAACCAUCCCGCACAGCUCGCCAAAACCUCCCUUGCACCCAUCAUUGUCUAUGUUAAAGUUUCCUCACCAAAGGUGCUCCAGAGGCUGAUCAAAUCCAGGGGGAAGUCUCAGAGCAAGCACCUGAAUGUGCAGAUGAUGGCUGCAGACAAACUCUCUCAGUGCCCCCCUGAUAUGUUUGAUGUCAUUUUGGAUGAGAACCAGUUGGAAGAUGCUUGUGAGCAUUUGGCUGAAUACUUGGAGGUUUACUGGCGUGCCACUCACCUCCCAGGAAACACCCCUCUUAAUCCACUAUUGGAGCAGAGUCUCAUGACCCCGCCUUCUGCCAUCUCUAGCCUACAGAACAAGAACCAGCCGCAGCCUUGUGAGACAACAGGCUUGGAGGGUGAUGAGGAAGAGGAGGCCGGCGAGGAGGCCCACUCCCCCCUGGAGCAGGACAGUCUUAUGCCAUCUGACGAAGCCAGCGACUCGCUUUCUCGUGGCCGGAGGGGGAGCCCCUGUCACAGGGGGGGCGAGGAGGAUGAAGAGGAGGAAGAGGAAGAAGAGGAGGAGGAGGAUGAGGAGGAUGAAUACGCCUCUCCCUGCCACGCUCGCACAUAUAGGGACAUGUACCCCUCUCACCGCGGGCAUACGGGCGGUGCCCACAGCGCCAACGGGCACGAGUCACAAGACAGGCUGCUCCAGCGCGAAGCUCAGCAAGGUCACAACCAGAGGAACCGCCAGCGCAGCCGCCCCUGGCCCCGAGACACCUACUGAGACAAGGGGCCCCUCCCAGCCUCCAGCUCCCCCCCAAGCCCUCCACCCACCGCACAGUCCCAAACUAGCAACUUAGAGAUGAAAUUUGUUCCCAGAUUCGCCAAACUUUAGUGCCAAUUGGAAACAAACACAAACAGAUGCCCAGUUUAUCGACCAAUCACAAUCUUCCAGGGGGCCUACUCACCUCUGAAAGGGAAAGGUUUCAGGCUACCAGCUGUACGCAAACUCAAACUUUAGCUGCUUUGCCUAAGGUUUCUCUAUUGUAGGAUGUCUCAUAUACUGGCCUUAAAAUUCCUAAGACUUUUAACGAUCUUUACUAUUGCAUGUAUAAUUUUAAGACUAUUUGCACAUUAACGUCAGAACAGGAAGUGAAUGACCUUUAUGGAUAAACUAACGUAGGAAUGUCUACCGCUGAAUCAAUUAUGGGAAAUAGUAAUGCAUUUGAUUCCAAUGUAUAUACUGAAUGGGCACUGCUACUUUAUUUGUUUGAUUUUGUUUAUAUGGACUUGUUUGUUGCCAUCCAUGUGUUCGGUGAACGGAGAUUUUUGGAGAGACAUUGUACAGUCUCUAAACAGUUAAAACGUAAUCGAUAUGAAGCUGCAGUACAGCGUCAGCGUCACCUACAGUGCAGUACGUUCUGGGCAUCGCUCGUCUUUGCUGUUGCACAAUCACUCUCUUAAGAAAAAAAAAAUCUUUGAAUGGGCACAGAGAAUGUAAACACAACCAUGAAAGGGAAUGUUUUAAAUUUUUUGAAGGAUGUAUUCCUUGCCAAAAAAACAAAAAAAAACAAAAAAAAAAACACACGCUUGUUUACAUCCACUCAUACACAUAUUUCAAGCACAUGCUGCACAGCUGCAGCUCCUCUUCAAAUCCAGGCUUCAGAGAAUGUAAGCUUGCAUGCCUUUUGCACCUCCAGCACCACUUGGUCGCACAACCUAUCGCCCCGUGAAUUCGAUUGUAGCACGUUAUUGAUUGUAGCAUCCACAGUUUCUAGACUGAUCUCACUCCCCUUACAUCCACCUCACUCUCCUCGGAUAUUUUUUGUGUGUCGAACAUUGUUUGCGUACUGCAGUUUUACAGCUGGUUUUUACAAAGGCGGAUCCUCAGGUGUAUGUCCUACAACACUCAUCGCGCUCAGCUCCAUGUAACGACCGUGUCGUGCUCCCCGAGGACUUGUAGCACUCGUGACACGUCAUUCUGUUCCUGCGCCAUUUCUAGUCCGUGAGCCGACGACGAGGUGGACGCGAUGCUGAUGAGCGGCCGCCCAACUCUGUUCAUUACACAGGGUGGAUUGUUGUCACGGCCGGCUGAUAGGAAACCCUGGUUUACUGCUUCCAUGUGUCACAGGUAUCUCUAUCUAGUGUUCUGUAUAUUUUAAAGAGAAAAAAAAAUCAGCAUGAUUGAAAAAAAAAAUUAAGAAAAAAAUCUAUGCAAGUGUUGCAUGAAAUCUGAUUGUUUCUUUUGAAGUAUUUUAGUAAUGCAUCGAUUCUGACUCUCCUCGUCGUCUUGUAGUGAUAGUCUUGUCUUUGGGGCUACUCACUCCUCGCACCACCAACAACACGAUUACUAAAAAGAUCUGUUUAUUUUUUCACACACCUUUAACACUGAGGACAUUCUUCCACAAUAAAGUCACUCACUGGGGGAAAAAAACAAAACAAAAAAAACCCCUUCCCAGAUCAGGCCUUUGAUUUUGUUAAUUUGUGAUCUAAUGAGUGGAUUAUCUAAGCCCUGCAUGUCUUAGUUCAACAAUUAGCUCCUUUCGUUAUAUUUUGGCAGAGUAUGUUUUUCAACGCGGACCAAUUUAGCAACUGAUAAAACAGUUGAAGGUUUUUCGAUUUAUGAAGCACAAUUUUUACAAGAGUUAUACUUCAGUUUCCUCUGUCUUAUUCUGUAUGCAAUACAAAGCCUAACAUUGAAAAACUUUUAAACGCCUUAGACCAUCUGGACUUCCUCUUUUGUGUGAGUAGAGAAAAAAAAAUUGCACUACUUUUUUUUUUUGGGAUGGUUGCUUUGUAAUGCAAUAACUGCACUAAAUAUAACCAUAUAUCCACCAGACUACCACAGCGUGCUAGCGUGACCCGACACGCCUCUUCCCUCUAUUUAUCAAAAGAGACAGCAAAUGUGUAAAAAAGUGAGACAUUUCCUGCCUGAUGCUGUAUAGAAUGCUUUCUAUUUGAAAAUAGAUUUACAAUGUUAAGUAAAAUAUGAAUUAAACUAAAUAAACAUGACAUUUUAUGUACUUUUAA